CAAACGCCUCUCGCAUUAGCUCUUUUAUGUUAUAUCACCUGGCGAGGGGGCGAAUGAGAACACGCAUGCAGCCGGCGCAUGAUUUGGGCCAACUAUUUCAUGUAACUGCACGUGCACAGCGGCCACUAUUUGGUGGAUCGAUUGUGGCUCGAUUGCGUUUUGUGGACUCAUUUGCAUGCCCGAAUCGUGCGCGGGUUCAAGCAACCCGCAAUGUGAAAGUGUUAUGUGAGCUUUGCGAUUGGGGUCUCGCACAAAUUUGAAAUGCGCAAAACGAAAGACUGAAGACACAAACUUGAUGCGGCUGUUUCCUUUUCUAUUUCGCACACAGAGCGCCAUGUUGAACCAACGCAAGCUACAGGCCUACUUGCUGCUCUGCAUAGUGGCUAGCAACUGCCUGCUGCUCACCUUCGCCUUUCCCCAGCAGGAGCUCUACCAGCGACAGCUGGCCCAGUCCCAGUCGCAGUCGCAGUCCCAGUCGCCAGUCUAUAGGCCCGAGAGCAGCGGACGCAAGUAUGCCGUGAAGCCGAACGCCUCCAAGAAGGUGGCGCUGGAUGACAUCGAGGAUGAUAUCGAGGGCAAUCAGAUACAGGAAACCGUGAGCGGACCCGGUGGCUUCACCUGGUCCAACAUGCUGUCCACCGUGAUGACCAUGUUCUUCAAUGGAGCCGCCAAUGCGCCGACCAAGUCCGACGAUGUGGACAACUCAGUUGGUUUGGGCGGCAGCCCCUGGGCCAAUGUCAUCUCCAUGGGUCUUCGCAUCAUUAACACGCUCUUGGGCGGCGGCGCGCCCAGCGACGGCAUCGACAAGGUCGAUAACGGCGGCUCGCCCAUGCAGGGCAUCUUGGCGGCUGUGCUGUCGUCCGUGUUGGGCACCAGAGAUCCAGAUCAAGUCAACUCGAUGGCCAAGCAAGCUGGCGAGUUCAUACAGAUCGUUAUGAAUCUGCUGGACGCACUGAAGACCUCGUUCUCGCACCGUUCGCUCACCGCCCGCUCCCUGGGCAAACGCGACUCGGUGAGCGAUGCAGCCGUCGCUGGCAUUGCGCUCCUCAAAGGCUACGUUCGCACCUACCGCAACGCGGACGACAAGUGCAUGCAGCGCUACAUGUGCGAUGCCAAUACGGACUGCGUGCGUGAAAUCGGAGGCAGCAGCAUCUUCUGCCAACUGGGAUCCUAUGCCACUAGCUACAUGCUUGGCCGCAGCAGCAACACCAGCUUCGAGCACCUGUAUGACGCUGGACGCAGAGGGCGUUCCGGCUUCGAUUGCCGCCAGCUGUAUCUGGAGUGCAAUGAGGUCUAAGGCGUGGCGAGUGCUACGAAUUGAUGGCACAGUUACUGGACGACUUAAAGUAAAUUAAACUUAUUAAAUUAAAUUAAUUUAUGUGCUUACUUGAAACUAGGUCUUAGCUAUUUAUAUUAUUUAUUUAAAUUCUGUAUUUAUUGAAAAUGCUUAUGCAAUU
Messenger RNA from Drosophila navojoa, 1457 nucleotides. RefSeq lists its product as uncharacterized. The record is from RefSeq and is a predicted model, not a curated record. Lineage: Eukaryota; Metazoa; Arthropoda; Insecta; Diptera; Drosophilidae.